Anastrepha ludens (Mexican fruit fly) is the source of this 2434-nucleotide messenger RNA. It is a transcript of the gene Past1, whose product is annotated as EH domain-containing protein 1. NCBI's taxonomy places the organism in Eukaryota, Metazoa, Arthropoda, Insecta, Diptera, Tephritidae. The coding region runs from base 234 to 1835 and encodes 533 amino acids. Gene Ontology annotation, cellular component: cytoplasm; plasma membrane. Gene Ontology annotation, biological process: endocytosis; endosomal transport. Gene Ontology annotation, molecular function: GTP binding; protein binding; calcium ion binding. The transcript is spliced from 4 exons. The record is from RefSeq and is a predicted model, not a curated record.
CAUAUUUUGCACCGAUUUCCAUACGUCUUGUGGGCUGAGUCAAGUUUGUGCAGAUUCGUGGACGGAGAAAGACAGAAAAACUAAACGUAAUUAUUCGAUUUUUAUUAAAAAAAUUCUACAAAUUAUUGUAAACUUAAAUUGAGUCCCUUUCUGUGAAGUGAAGUCCUAGCCGUGCGAAGUUGCCGCUAACGUAAACGUUGUUCUCCGCUGUAGUUGUGUAAAAUAGUAACAAAAUGUUCAGUUUUUUGAAACGUGAAAAAAACAAUCAAGAGGUUGUGGAGAAUGUGGUGGGGGAGCUUAAGAAAAUCUACCGCAGCAAGUUGUUGCCAUUGGAGGAGCAUUACCAAUUCCAUGAUUUCCAUUCACCUAAACUUGAAGAUCCCGAUUUCGAUGCAAAGCCAAUGAUCCUGCUAGUGGGUCAGUACUCUACCGGCAAGACAACGUUUAUACGAUACCUACUGGAGCGUGACUUUCCCGGCAUACGCAUUGGACCUGAGCCAACAACAGAUCGCUUCAUUGCUGUAAUGCAUGACGAAAAAGAAGGUGUCAUACCCGGCAAUGCGCUGGUCGUCGAUCCCAAAAAGCAAUUCCGUCCGUUGAGCAAAUACGGCAACGCCUUUUUAAAUCGUUUCCAGUGCUCUACACUUAACUCACCCGUCUUGCAGGCAAUCUCCAUUGUGGACACACCCGGUAUUUUAUCUGGUGAAAAGCAACGUAUCGAUCGCGGCUACGAUUUCACUGGCGUACUAGAAUGGUUUGCGGAGCGUGUAGAUCGUAUUAUACUGCUUUUUGAUGCACACAAACUUGACAUCUCCGACGAGUUCCGACGUUCCAUCGAAGCGCUCAAGGGACACGACGAUAAAAUACGCAUCAUUCUUAACAAGGCUGACAUGAUUGAUCACCAACAGCUCAUGCGUGUAUAUGGCGCUUUGAUGUGGUCUUUGGGCAAAGUGCUGCAAACACCCGAAGUGGCGCGUGUUUACAUCGGUUCAUUCUGGGAUCAGCCACUUCGUUUCGAUGCCAAUCGUCGCCUCUUCGAGGACGAAGAGCAGGAUCUCUUCCGCGAUUUGCAAUCACUGCCACGAAAUGCAGCGCUACGCAAACUCAAUGAUUUGAUUAAACGGGCGCGUCUUGCGAAAGUGCAUGCAUUUAUUAUUUCUGAAUUGCGCAAAGAUAUGCCAUCGGUGUUCGGCAAGGACAGUAAAAAGAAGGAACUGAUCAAAAAUCUGGGACAGAUCUAUGAUCGCAUACAGCGGGAGCACUCCAUUUCACCGGGUGAUUUCCCGGACAUCAAGAAAAUGCAGGAAGUGCUACAACAUCAAGACUUCAGCAAAUUCCAUUCGUUAAAACCGCAUCUGCUGGAUAUUGUGGACAAUAUGCUGGCCAAGGAUAUUGCGCGAUUAAUGGAGAUGAUACCACAAGAAGAAAUGACGCUAGUUUCAGAACCGGUGGUGAAAGGUGGCGCCUUUGCUGGAGUAAUCGACGAUCACGUCUCACCGUUCGGUUACAUGAAGGGCGAGGGUAUCGAUGCGGGCUUCGGUGAGCACGACUGGAUCUGCGAACGCGACAAGCCGCGCACAGACACCAUCUUCAACGCUCUCGGGCCGGUGGAAGGACGCAUAUCGGGAGCGACUGCGAAACAGGAACUUAUCAAAUCGAAGCUGCCCAAUUCAGUGCUGAGCAAAAUCUGGAAAUUAUCCGAUGUCGAUGGCGACGGUUUCCUGGAUUCGGAUGAGUUCGCACUCGCCUUGCACUUAAUCAACGUCAAACUGGAAGGCAAUGAACUACCGAAUGUGCUGCCCGAGCACUUAGUACCACCGGCUAAACGUUGCUAAUGUUACAAUUCGCUUUAGAAUUGUUUUCAUUUUUUUUUCGGCGUCAUAACGAGCGAUCGUUUCACCUCGUUUCUGUAUCCUAUAGUAUCGAUGCUAAUCUAUUGAAGAAAUACGAUAUGGUUCUAUGCGCUUAAGUCACUGAAACUUUUUAUUGUACCUACCAACUUUUUGACGCAAAUUAAAAAAAAAACAAAAAAAAUGCAAUUAAUACAACAAAGGCGUCGUUAAAAAAACAUUGUAAAAUACUAAAUGAUCUAUCCCAACAAAGCACUGAAGUUACUAAAUAUGGACAUCUGUUUGUACUAUGAGUAUGUAUGCGUGCGUAUGUAAACGCUUUGCAUUGUAUGUGUGAAAUUAAUCGAUAUGCACUAAAUUAGGUGAAAUUUGAGUUUAACGCCAAGUGCACGUAAUUAGAUCAUAUUUUUGGAAAUCACACAUACAUACAUACAAAUGCGUAAAUAUUACCAAAAGCAAAGCAAAAGUGCUACGCAAUGAACUUUAGAUGAAUUUACAUACAUACAUACAUACAUACAUACGUUGGAACAACACUACAUAAAUAGCUAAGCGCUUGGUUGAAAAAUUUGUUUUUGUUUUCUAUA